ACGGAGGACCGGCAGGCAGCAGGUGGGGAGUCAUGCAGCUUGAUGAGCAGCAGACACUUCGGGCUGAGCCGGAGAGAAGAAACAAGCAGAGACUCCUCAUCUGUCCCCGCAGCGGCACUAACUGCUCUAAUCUCUGGAUACGGACAGCUUUCAGGGAGAGACCCCACGGACAUGCUUCCUCCGUCUGCAUCCGCCGGUAAACGGGACGCCGGUGAAUAACACUCGCAGUGUUAUUCGCCGGAUAAAUGACUUGAGAAACUCUCGUCGAAGUCAGCGGACAGAGAAAGCGGCUGUAUGGGAGAUGAAUGUGACCGGGAAACAGCAACCUGAGCUGAUCGAGCGACCCGCCAGCCUCCUGGUUCCCACUUCGACAAAAUCUGGAAUUGCUUUGCUGUACAAUGAGGAGACCAACAAUACCUAUGAUGUCUGCCUGAAAUUGACCAAAGAGGUAUUAACCAUACAGAAGCUGGAUGUGGUUUGCACAAGUGGAAGUGAAACCCAAGUAAAUCACAGAACUGUUGUACUGCGAAGACAAGCGACUGGCGGUCUGGGCUUAAGCAUCAAAGGAGGUGCAGAGCACAAUGUGCCAGUGGUUAUUUCAAAGAUUUUUAAAGAUCAAGUAGCUGAUCAGACGGGGAAGCUGUUCGUCGGGGACGCUGUGCUGCAGGUCAAUGGCAUAAAUGUAGAACAUUGUACUCAUGAAGAAGUUGUUCACCUCCUGCGUACUGCAGGAGAUGAGGUCACCAUCACCGUCCGCUACCUGCGAGAGGUUCCAUCAUUUCUCAAACUGCCUCUAGGUUCUCCAGGCCUGGAUCACAGCCGGGUAUCCUCCCCACUGUUUGACAGUGGCUUACAUUUAAAUGGAAACGGAAACAACACAGCUCCGUCGCCCCCUUCGCCCUCAGCUAAUGAACCAAAGUAUGAGAAGCGCUGGCUGGAUGCCGUCUGCCUGCCCUUGUUGAUGGCCAGAGUCUCCAGAUACAAAGCUGGCACAGAUAAAUUAAGGUGCAACUGUUUUGAAGUCUUUGCCUUGGAUGGAGCCAGCACCAAUAUUCUUCAAUUUUGCACCGCAGCAGAAAGCACAGACUGGCUUCAAGCAAUAUCUACAAAUAUCAAUGACUUGACGCAGGAGAACAUAAAGCUAGUGAACAAAUACUGCUCUUCGGAUGAUCAGAUCGUUCACAUGGGCUGGGCGUGUGAAAGCCCUGAGGGCAGCACUGCUGGUCCAACUUCAGUAUUCAAGUUCCUGGCACUGAGAGGACCAUAUUUUUAUAUCUUCAGAAGUCCCCCGAUCAGUGCUGCUGACUGGGGACAAGCUGAAACAACAUAUAACCUCUAUGAGGUUCUUUUCAAGGUUCACAAGCUGUGGAUGGCGGAAGACUGCUGGCUCCAGGCGAGGCUUUACUUGGGGCUGGAGCAUUCGCCUGAGCAGCAGGACAAUGAGUCUCUGUGCUUCAGUAUUCUGGUCGGCCACGGCCAGAGCCACACCUUCAGAGUAGAGCUGGCCAGUGACCUGGCGAUCUGGGAGAAGUCCUUCCAAAGAGCCGUCUUUUUGGAAGUGCAGCGAAUACGAUCUAAAAGCUACAUGUGCAGCAGCCAGGGGAAUGUACUAUGCUUCACCAUAGAUUUUGGAUCAGGCUUCACCUGCUCAGAAGGCACUUCAAAGACCGUACUGUGGCGAUAUAAGUUCUCUCAACUUAAAGGCUCCUCUGAUGAUGGGAAAACCAGGGUAAAACUCCUUUUCAAGAACGCUGAGAGCAAACAAAUAGAAAUGAAGGAACUAGAGUUUGCUAAUCUGACAGCCGUCCUCCACUGUAUACAUUCUUUUAUCGCUGCCAAAGUGGCCUCCGUGGACCCUCUCUUUAUGUGCAGUCAAAGCUUCUCUGGAAAUUACAUGAACAGUUAAGAAGAAAUGUCCUCAUCUUGAUGUGCACCUGAGGCGAAUCAGCAGUAUUUUAUGCACAGAGCCAACUGAUAUGUACAUCUUGUUCUUGCUAUUUUUGUAUGAACUACUGAAAAAGACAUAUUUGUAAAUGACUGUAGAAGUAGAUAAUGUAUAAAUACCUGAUGGAAAGAUAAUGUUAUUUAAUUUUGGAGAAGCAGAGAUAACAAAGUUGAAAAAGAUUUACAGUUCUUCCAUUUCUUUAAGAUUUUUUCUUUCAUUUCAUUAUGGACAGAGAUUUAAGGUAGCACGUGGUGUUUAACUGCCAGACAUACGACAUCAUACCACCAAAUAUAACAACCGGAGACUGUGUUUAUCAAAAAAUCCAUAAAGAAUUUAAACUCUGCCAACAAAUGUAUUUUAACUGGUAAAAUGAAUCUGACGCUGGCUUCAUGUCAUGCCUGAAUUGACAUUUGCCACAGAUCUUCAACAAGGAUUUUGUUUCCUUUAAACUCACAGUUGAACAGUUUUGGCAGUGUGUCUGUGAACAGAGUGAAAAUAACACAAACACUUACAAUAUAAUGUAGACUAAUAAGGCUUCCAAAACCCACUGAACUGAGUCAGCGCCCCUCUGAUAUGGGCCCAAUUGAAAUAAACAUAAGCUUUUGCGUCACAAAACCAGCAUUUGUGCCAGGCCUGCUUUAUUAACUUGGAUUACGUUGUAAGCUGUUUGUGUUAUUGUGUUCAACUUUUGUAUCUAAUCAAGGCAAAAGCAUUUUGUCUGUCUAACAAGGACAUUUCAGCUUCACAGUAUUAAAGACCAAUUUUAUCAAGUCUCAUUCUAUUACAGUGAAAAAAUACUGUAUGCCUUCUGUUGCUUUAUGUAAUGGUUUCAGUGUUCAAUUACAUAUUUGCUGUAUUUUCAAUAAAUUGCUUCCAAAGCAUUCCUGUCCGUUAUAAAAGAAAUGUAACAGUCUGCUGCAGGCUUGUAUGCAUCUGUUUUAUAAGUGCUGGGGUGGCACUGAAUAUAAGUUUUGCUUAACUGCUCAUCUCCUUCUUAUCCCUGUUUUCAUAUCCUUGUUGGUGCUGAAUGCAAAACACAAGUUGUCUUUCUUUUCCAGAAGACCUUUGCAGGCUGGAGGUCAUUUUGCCUUUCUGGAUGAGUCCGUUCCAGUCAUUAUCUGGAAUCAAAUGAGCUGGACUGCAGCACAGUACGCAUCCAGUGAAGUGCUUAUACCGUCCAAGUGAUUCUAUCAUCCCACUUGGUGCAUACCAUCAGCGAAAGGUUUAUUUUAAGGCAAUAAUUCUGAAAAACAUGCUUAUGAUUUGCUGUUUUGAUGGAAGUUUGUUUUUGACGUAGUAUGUCUUGAGUUUUGUCAGUAUACACUACCGUUCAAAUGUUUAAGGUCACUUAGAAAUGUCCUUGUUUUUGAAAGAAAUGCAUUUUUUCUAAUCAAGAUAACAUUAAAUGAAUCAGAAAUACAAGCUAGACAUUGCUAAUGUGAUAAAUGACUAUUCUAGCUGGAAAUGGAUGAUUUUUAAUGGAACAUCUACAUAGGGGUACAGAGGAACAUUUCCAGCAACCAUCACUCCUGUGUUCUAAUGCUACAUUGUGUUAGCUAAUGGUGUUGAAAGGCUAAUUGAUGAUUAGAAAACCCUGGUGCAGUUAUGUUAGCACAUGAAUAAAAGUGUGCGUUUCCAUGGAAAACAUGUCUGGGUGACCCCAAACCUUUGAACUUUAGUGUUUAUAAGUUAGCUAUAGUUGUUCUUGUGAUUCAUAUGAAGUGACCACUGCAACACUGCAACUUCCUGUUAAACUACUGCACAACCUUCCUAUCAAACUAUCUACUGAACUAGUUAGAGAACUAUUGAAUUAUCUUCUGAACCACCUACCCACUAGGUUAUCAAACUACCAACCAAACUACCUGACUACCAAAUUACCCAAAUACCUCCCCAGUUACCCAUCAAUCAACCUACAAAGCUCUCUACCUACUAAACCAGCAAGCUACUUAACUUCCCAAACUUCAUAUUUACCAGACAUCUGCAAGAAUGAUAUUGAUCUUUUAUCAAACUCUUGGCAAGGAAAUGAAUUAGAGUUCAUUAUGGUCCUUGUCAAAUAACAUGUUAUGGCAGUCAGCGUUACCAAUUUGAUCUCUACAAAAAUAAAUCAAAAUAAGGCCAUAAUAACCUCUUUUUUUCAUCUACAAUAUCUUCAUUUGUAAGGUCACCCCUCCUAUUGCCCUUUUUGCUGUUCUGUUUCCACCUUCCCUCCCCACCACUCCUCAGGUCCCAGCUUUGUUCAAAUAACCCGAUCCAGUGAUCCUGGUGCACCAUUAAGGAGAUGAUCCCUCACCGGUUUCCCACAGGUGGGUGAUCACAGAUUGUGUUUGAUUGGUUGGCCUCAUCCAGCUGUAGAUAUCGCUGUUAAACACUGAACACUGACUUUCUGUACCUACUUUGAGUGAAAUCUAUCAAGUACUUUUGAGUUCUUUUGUUCAGACAUAGAAUGAUUAGAUAGAUGUUAAUUACAUCCUUGACAGUUUCGGCGUCUGAACAAAAGAACUCAAAACUACUGUAUUAACAAGAAGACACGAACGUUUUGGAGCUGAAAUCCAUCAAUUUUCUGUGUAUUUAUUCGUGAUCAUAUUGAGCACCAUUACACAUAGGUAACACCCCAGUAACACAACAUUAUCUCAUACAUACACUACAGUUAAAGUUUGGGGUCACCCAGGCAAUUCCAUGUUUUCCAUGAAAACUCACACUUUUAUUUAUGUGCUAACAUAAUUGUACAAGGGUUUUGUAACCAUCAAUUAGCCUUUCAACACGAUUAGCUAACACAAUGUAGCAUUAGAACACAGGAACACUUAGUAAAUGACUAUUUUAGCUGGAAAUGGGCCUUUGUAUGUAGAUAUUCCAUUAAAAAUCUGCCAUUUCCAGCUAAAAUAGUCAUUUACUAAAUUAGCAAGGUCUAGACUGUAUUUCUGAUUAAUUUAAUGUUGUCUUCCUUGAAAAAACUGCUUUUCUUUCAAAAAUAAAGACAAUUCAACAAGGACAAUUUAAGUGACCCCAAACUUUUGAAUAGUAGUGUACUUUUAAGACAGCUGAAAUACAUUCAGCAGUAAUGUCUCAUUACUUCAUGCCACAUAAAAACUUGAGCCUGAAAGUUAUAAAUGCCGUGAGAUGGUGCUUAAUAAUGACUGAUCAGUUUUGACGUAAACCUGCUCCACUGGUUUCAUACUCACCAGUGUUGACGCUAACCCAGAGUCAGGUGGUUGUAAUGCUCAACAGACAGCGCUGUGACAACCACACCAUGAUGCAGAGAAUAUGUUCACUACCUGCCAUGUUAUUAGACAGUAAUGAACGGACAAUGAAUGCUAGGUUAUUUUGACGUUUAGACCUUGGGAACCUUGUUUGGCUGAUGAUAGUUUGGGCUCAGAAUGACAUGAUUUGACUUAAUUUAAGGAAUACAAAUUAAACCUUAGUAAGUUGAACAGUUAACCAAAUUAAACUAAAUUUAGAAAAGGAGCGUUCUGCAUGCCUCAUUUUCUAUGAAGCACAAUGAAAAAUCCAAAACGUUCUCCCCAUGAUUGCCUACAACUUGUCAUAGCGCAAUUUAAAUGCCUAUAUUUUUAAUUUUUCAGCCUAAAACCUAAACUAACAACCCAACAUGUGUAAUCUAGAGUGUAGAAACUCGACUCUAAAACUGUUUUACUGUUUUAUCUUCUCAGAAGCAGAGUUUCUGACCUUGAGGUCCACAGUGUAGCCACAUCCUUGGCAGUAACAGCCUCAUGUUAUAUGGAAAACUUGAAUUCAACAUGAAAGGUUGAAUUGCUAUUAGGUCUGCUACUAAAGAUGGUUUUUAUCAUUGAUUAGGAAAUGAAUCAUUUCUAGUGUCUAUAUAUCAUUUAAAAUAAAAUAUACAUAUACCCUCUGUAUUUUACCACAUACAUAGAUGAUGUGUUCAUAUGUCUAAUAUUCUCAGAUCACUAGUUCAAACUCUGACACUAUACUAUAUCAAAACAUAACUUGUUGACAUUCAGAAGCUGGGUGCAGCAAAAAUUGUCUAAAAUGAUUGUUUGAUUGUUUUGCCAAGCAGCUCGAAAUGCCUUUCAAAAGAAGCUUGUUUUCUGAGAUCAAUAAAACAUCUGUCCACCACUGA
Molecule: messenger RNA, 6041 nt
Organism: Amphiprion ocellaris (clown anemonefish)
Lineage: Eukaryota; Metazoa; Chordata; Actinopteri; Pomacentridae
Gene: sntg2
Product: syntrophin, gamma 2
Exons: 17
Coding region: 302-1906 (534 amino acids)
Cellular component (GO): dystrophin-associated glycoprotein complex; intracellular anatomical structure
Molecular function (GO): protein binding; structural molecule activity
Source: RefSeq, a predicted model, not a curated record